AUGACUUCCUCACGACGUCGCGUCGACCGUUCUUUCGUUUUCGAGGAUAAUAUUAACACAACUCCUGACUCAACUACCUCCUCCUAUUACACGCGGAGUCUUACGGCAGACGACGUUACCUUAGGUAGUAUCGCCACCCUUGCCCGACUUCCUGUCGGUCAAGCAACUCCUAAAGUACGUUGUCUAAAGACAAACAAACUAAUCAACUCUGGCGCAUUUAAUCACCCAGUUGUUAUUCUCGGUAUAUCUCAAGACGGCGAUAAAGAGGUUUCUGCUCUUUGUUGCCAGAUAUCUGGGAAUAGCAAUCCUUUUGCGCCGGAGGCACCAAGCUUUCUACCAAUUUCGACAGUCAGUUUAGGUGGUCAAUACUCGCGUGUACCAGUCACCAGGAACGAGGCGGUACUUGAAGAUAAAGCGAUGUUUAAACGAUGUUACAUCUUAACCGGACAUGCUCUGUACGACCCAAUCUAG
This is a messenger RNA of Sclerotinia sclerotiorum 1980 UF-70, 471 nucleotides long. RefSeq lists its product with no specific name. NCBI's taxonomy places the organism in Eukaryota, Fungi, Ascomycota, Leotiomycetes, Helotiales, Sclerotiniaceae. The coding region runs from base 1 to 471 and encodes 156 amino acids. The transcript is spliced from 2 exons. The record is from RefSeq and is a predicted model, not a curated record.